This is a messenger RNA of Drosophila takahashii, 3923 nucleotides long. RefSeq names its product 5-hydroxytryptamine (serotonin) receptor 1B (gene 5-HT1B). NCBI's taxonomy places the organism in Eukaryota, Metazoa, Arthropoda, Insecta, Diptera, Drosophilidae. The record is from RefSeq and is a predicted model, not a curated record. Gene Ontology annotation, cellular component: plasma membrane. Gene Ontology annotation, molecular function: G protein-coupled receptor activity. Gene Ontology annotation, biological process: adenylate cyclase-activating adrenergic receptor signaling pathway.
GACGCCACGCGUCUGCCGAACCGUUUAAAGAACGCCGCGCAUAAUAUCUUGAAAUUCUAAAAAAUACUUAAAACCCGAAACACCCAACCCCGAAGACUGAAAGCCGAAAUCAAAACAAAAAUCUAGCAAACAAACUGGUAUAAAGAGCAAUUUAAAUGUUAAGUGAAGUCCUUAAAAUCGCCAACUCUCACCUUACGUUUUGUUCCGAAUAAUUAAACAACCGAAACAAGCGAGACCCGCAUAAUUAGCAGGCAAACAAGAAAAAACCCCGAGCCUCUUCUGAGUACUAAAUCAAAAAAAGAUAAAUACAAAUCAACCAUAGACGAGCACACAAACCAACCAAAAACGGAAGCUGUCCUUUGUGUGCGUGUGUGUGUGUGAGAGAGGUCCUCAGGAACUGGGGAACAACAUCAUCAUCAUCGUCAUCAUCAUUGGAAUCUUCACAUCCUUCGUGGUCGCCGCUGCUGUCGUCAUCGUUGUCACAUCGCGGCAUAAAUAUUUAUGUUGACGAAUCUACCUGCGGCUGAGCGUCGCUAAUGAAGCGGGCAAAAUGAAAAUGAAAGGACAUAAUUAUGCUUAUGUUUUACGUGUUAAGUGCUUGGCAAGCACGAUUAAGGCGCUUUAUCACCCGCAACAGCGGCAGCAACACGAACGACAAGCACGCCAGCAACAGCAAAAUCAGCAGCAGCAACAGAGUCAACAGCAACAGCUGCGACGGCAGCAACAUCACCAGCAGCAGAAGCAGCAACACAUCGCGCUAUAGUCACAUACAUUGUUACGCCCCCAACCCAUAAUACACAUAUAUAUAUAUAUAAAUUGUCAGAUAUAUACACACGAGAUGUUGAAAACUGUGACAACAGCAAUGGCUGCCGCCGACGACGACGAUAUUCCAGCGAGCAUUUUGGAAAUAGAACUGCCAGCCAUUUUGCUCAACGAGAGCCUUUUCAUCGAGCUGAAUGGCAAUCUCACCCAGCUGGUGGACACGACCAGCAAUCUCAGCCAAAUCGUCUGGAAUCGCACGGAAAACGGUAAUGGCAACGGCAACAUUUUCGACCUGGACGCCGAACAACGGGCGACGGUCGAGUUCUGGCUACUGGUCAAAAUGAUCGUCAUGGCCGUCGUCCUGGGACUCAUGAUACUCGUCACCAUCAUAGGCAACGUCUUCGUAAUUGCCGCCAUUAUACUCGAGAGAAACUUGCAGAAUGUUGCCAAUUAUUUGGUUGCAUCUCUGGCAGUGGCUGAUUUAUUUGUUGCCUGUCUUGUCAUGCCGCUUGGCGCCGUCUACGAGAUAAGUAAUGGAUGGAUAUUGGGACCGGAACUGUGCGACAUUUGGACGUCUUGCGAUGUCCUUUGCUGCACAGCAUCCAUUCUGCACCUGGUGGCCAUUGCGGCGGACAGAUAUUGGACCGUGACCAAUAUCGACUACAACAACCUGCGGACGCCGCGUCGCGUAUUCCUCAUGAUUUUCUGCGUCUGGUUUGCGGCCCUGAUUGUUUCCUUGGCCCCCCAAUUUGGCUGGAAGGAUCCGGAUUACAUGAAGCGCAUCGAGGAGCAGCACUGCAUGGUGUCGCAGGAUGUGGGCUAUCAGAUAUUUGCCACCUGUUGCACUUUCUAUGUGCCGCUGCUGGUGAUCCUGUUUCUGUACUGGAAAAUCUACAUAAUUGCCAGGAAGCGCAUUCAGCGACGCGCCCAGAAGUCCUUCAAUGUCACACUAACCGAGACGGACUGCGAUUCCACGGUGCGGGAGCUGAAGAAGGAGCGCGGCAAGCGGCGGGCGGAGCGGAAGCGUCUGGAGGCGGGCGAGCGGACCCCGGUGGGCGGGGAGGCGGCGGACUCGCAGCUGCAGCGGCGUCCUCGCAAGCGGAUGCGUAUAUGCUUUGGCCGCAACACAAACACGGCCAAUAUUAUAGCCGGAUCGGAGGGAGCUGUGGCCAGGUCGAUGGCCGCCAUAGCCGUGGACUUUGCUAGCCUGGCCAUUACGCGCGAGGAGACCGAGUUCAGCACCAGCAACUACGACAACAAAAGCCACGCGGGCACCGAACUUACCACCGUCUCCAGCGAUGCAGACGAUUACCGCACCAGCAAUGCGAAUGAAAUCAUCACGCUGUCGCAGCAGGUGGCCCAUGCCACGCAGCACCAUCUGAUAGCCUCGCAUCUGAACGCCAUAACGCCGCUGGCCCAGUCCAUCGCCAUGGGUGGUGCUGGCUGCCUGACAACGACCUCGCCCUCGGAAAAGCCAGGAGCAGCAGGUGGAGGGGGCGGAAGUGGCGAGGUGGGAGCCGGCACCGAGGGCAGCAGUCCGGGAAAGAAUGCCGGAGUGGGCCUGGGCGGAGUGCUGGCCAGCAUCGCCAAUCCGCACCAGAAACUGGCUAAAAGGCGACAGCUUCUGGAGGCCAAAAGGGAGAGGAAGGCCGCCCAGACACUGGCCAUCAUCACGGGCGCCUUUGUCAUCUGCUGGCUGCCAUUUUUCGUGAUGGCCCUCACAAUGAGCCUGUGCAAGGAGUGCGAGAUCCACACGGCGGUGGCUUCGCUAUUUCUCUGGCUGGGCUACUUCAACUCGACCCUGAAUCCGGUUAUUUACACCAUCUUCAAUCCCGAAUUUCGACGGGCCUUCAAGAGGAUUCUCUUUGGCCGAAAGGCUGCUGCCCGUGCGCGCAGUGCGAAAAUUUGAUUUCAACUGAAGGAUAACGAGGACCAGUAUUUGUAAUUAAGGUCAGGCAAGGAAAAGAAGAAGCCAAGGUCGGAAUUGACUGGAAUGCAGUAUGCUAAGGAAUUGGCUUUGUUAUAAGGAGCAACUAGCGAGUAGAGACGAUGUUUUAGCAGUGACAAUCCUAACUAGCUGUAACUAAUUAACUAAUUCCUCACCACACACACGUGCCCCAAAAAGACAAAAAACCCGAACAAAAAACAAUACAAAAGUGUAACCGAAACCAAUCGAGUAACGGAACCUUGGAAUUAUGCUAGCUGAUACUCACUAAGUCUAAGUUAUGCGUAUGUAAUUUAUAUAUAUAUUUCUAAUGUCUUCCCUGUGUCUUAAAGAAAUCCAAGCGUAGUACGUUUAGAAACCCUAGAACCCUAAGUAAUUUGAAUGAUUAGUGAUCGGAGAUCGAAGAUAGUGAUUGGUGUUAUAGGCUGGGUCCAAAGAACUUCUUACGCUUUCAUAUUCUGUGUUAGUUAAACGUGUUUAGUUGUAGCCUAAGCUGAAAGAUGCUCAAUUAAUUCAAUUGGAUAAGCACAUUUACAUAAAAGUCAAUAUACCACAAAAAAAAAAAUUAACGAAUUUACACCACAGACCCAUGACGACACGGAAAAUUGAAAUCCUUAAAAAGCUGCAUAACACCAUAAAGGGUAAGCCACCGACGUCACGGCUAAUUAGUCGGGUUCACCCAACUUUAUUCAGCAAAAUUAGCAUAAAUUCAAAACGGAAAGUUAAACUUUUGUUGCUAAUAUUCCUCAUAUUCACAUACACAUACCAAAAAACCGCAACACAAAAGUUUCAGCCAUGAUACAUGAUAUGCAGUUAUAUGCCACACGCAUUCGUACCUAGUGGUGCAACAUAUAUAGUAUACUAAAUUUAUGGUUCAAUUUUUGAAAAGUUUUCUUGUAAAUAAACGGACUUACAGUUUUAGCAAAUAGUAAAUAGUAAACCAACCCAAAACCAAAAACCAAAACAACCACAACAAGAGCAACAACCACUCGAAGAACAACUAUAUAUACAUAUGUACAUGUGGGUCUGAACGAAAGGGCCAUUAAGUCAAUGCUGCAGUUGAAACCUAAUACGCUUCGGUAUGCAACUAUAUGCGUACCCACAUAUGUCUGUCUAUCCUGAUGUGUAUUUGUAAGUUGAGUAUUUUCGUGUGUAUGUGUGUUUAUGCAACUUCUCGAUGUAUACUUGAUGUCAAAGUUAUUAAAAUUGUGUUUUA